Molecule: messenger RNA, 1902 nt
Organism: Helicoverpa zea (corn earworm)
Lineage: Eukaryota; Metazoa; Arthropoda; Insecta; Lepidoptera; Noctuidae
Product: transcription factor Adf-1-like
Exons: 2
Coding region: 95-856 (253 amino acids)
Biological process (GO): regulation of transcription by RNA polymerase II
Cellular component (GO): transcription regulator complex; nucleus
Molecular function (GO): DNA binding
Source: RefSeq, a predicted model, not a curated record
CGCUCCGGCUCCAGUCAAGCGGUGACCGCCGACACCGCGUUGCGCGUCCACAUUGUAGUUGUACAUUUUUUUAGUGACGUAGGUACCUGUCAAAAUGUCUUCGGACGUGCAAGAACAACUUAUUUUUUUAAUCUUUGAGAGGACACCCAUAUGGAACAGCAAAGAUGUGAACCAUAAAAAUAGAAGAAUAAUCAACCAAUUAUGGGAAGAAAUAAAAAACGAACUGAAUAUUGAAGUGACCGAUUUAAAGAAAAAAUGGAAAAAUAUAAAAGAUCACUAUAGAAAGGAAUUUAAAAAAAAUCCUACUCCUAGAUCAGGAGAUGCCGGAAAUAUUAAUCUACCCUCGAAUUGGCAAUAUUUUUCUCAAUUGAGGUUUUUGCAUGAUGAAAUUGUACCAAAUAUUACUGAGGGUAAUUUAACCAGUACUGAAGUAAGUAAUCAGAUAAGUAAUGAUUCUUUUGAGAUAGAAGACAUCUCUGAAGAAAGCUCUCAAGAAAAUACAACCGGUCAUGACGAAGAAUCUUCUAUUUAUUCACAACAAACUUCUACAUCAUCGCAAGAAACUUCUACGGCUUCAAGAGAAGCGUCUACUUCACAACGAUCAAGAAAAAAUAAAACAGCGAAUGACAUAAGAACUGAAUUUUUAGAAUUGGAAAGGAAAAAGAUAAGACUGCUGGAAAAUGAUUUAUCAAAUCAAAGUAGAAACGAGGCUUCUAGACAUGAGAAUAAGUCAGAAGACUACUACUUUUUUAUGAGUUUGCUUCCACACAUGGAAAAAUUCACACCAGUGCAAAAGUUAAGAGUAAGACAAAAAAUUAAUCAAGCUCUUUUAGAUGAGUUAAGUGUGCCCUUCUAAUGAAUCAUAUAUGUAUGGGUAUAGUACUCAACACUAGGUAUAUCAAUCUUAUAAUAAAAAUACUGUCAAUAAAUAACAAAACUGUGAUUCAAAUAACAAAUCAUCGUACAAAUGAGAACUGUGAUUUUAGAGAUAAAUGACUGUAGGUAACUGUGUUUUUUUUUUUGUUAUUAGAUUAGAAUAUGUGUGGAAUAAUACUGUACACUAGGUAUGUCAACCUUAUAAUAAAAAUACUGUCAAUGAGUAAGAAAACUGUGAUUGUAGAAAUAAUUAAUCAUCAUAUAAAUGAGAACUGUGAUUUUAGAGAUAAAUGACUGUAGGUAACUGUGUUUUUUUUUGUUAUAAGAUUAGAAUAUGUGUGGAACAAUACUGUACACUAGGUAUGUCAACCUUAUAAUAAAAAUACUGUCAAUGAGUAAGAAAACUGUGAUUGUAGAAAUAAUUAUUCAUCGUACAAAUGAAAACUGUGAUUUUAGAGAUAAAUGACUGUAGGUAACUGUGUUUUUUUUUGUUAUAAGAUUAGAAUAUGUGUGGAACAAUACUGUACACUAGGUAUGUCAACCUUAUAAUAAAAAUACUGUCAAUGAGUAAGAAAACUGUGAUUGUAGAAAUAAUUAUUCAUCGUACAAAUGAAAACUGUGAUUUUAGAGAUAAAUGACUGUAGGUAACUGUGUUUUUUUUUGUUAUAAGAUUAGAAUAUGUGUGGAACAAUACUGUACACUAGGUAUGUCAACCUUAUAAUAAAAAUACUGUCAAUGAGUAAGAAAACUGUGAUUGUAGAAAUAAUUAUUCAUCGUACAAAUGAAAACUGUGAUUUUAAAAAUAAAUGACAAACUGUUAUGUUACCUACUUAUUUCAUACGAAACGUUUUUAUAUAAUAGAUGUUUUCGUCAAAGAUAAAUAAUUAAGGCUGAUUAGUGUGUAGUAGGUAUUUAAUUAAAAUGAUUGUAUCUGUCUUAAGACUGAUGCCAAACUAUUUACUAAAUUAGUGCAACACAAUUUCCUUUUUGAAACUAUCAAUAAAUACCUACAAUUACAAAUUACAA